GAUUGUAGCAAUUCUUAGACCUUUUGCUCUACCUUGUCCUCCGUUAUUGCGGUUCUUGAGUAGACAAAUCAUUAAAUUCACUCAAAGAAUUAAGCUCUAUAGUCCAACUAGCAUGGCCCUACCGCACCUCCUCUACUCCUGGAGCUUAUAUAAGAACAUGCAAGACACCCUCUUUGCACAUCUCAUCAGGCUUAAAGAAAUCUCUAACUGACUUCUUGCUUGACCCUGAUAUCUUUCACUCUUAUUUUCUUUGUUCUCUCCCAACUCUAAUUCGUCUCUUUUUUGCCACAUCUGCCGUUUGUAACAAUUUCAUAUAAUUCCCUCACUGUUAAGUUUCAUGGCAUCCAUGUCCUCCCAUGGCUUUUGGACUGUACAGCAAAACAAGGCCUUUGAAGAGGCUUUGGCUAAGUAUGACAAAGACACUCCAGACCGUUGGUACAACGUUGCCAAAGCCAUUAGUGGCAAGACAGCAGAGGAGGUGAAGAGGCAUUAUGAAAUCCUUGUGGCCGACGUCAAGCGCAUUGAGAAUGGCGAUGUGCCCUUACCAAACUAUCGCACAACUAGAGGUAAUUAUCAAGGUACCAUGAGUACUUACAUUCUGUAG
Molecule: messenger RNA, 604 nt
Organism: Daucus carota subsp. sativus
Lineage: Eukaryota; Viridiplantae; Streptophyta; Magnoliopsida; Apiales; Apiaceae
Product: protein RADIALIS-like 1
Exons: 1
Coding region: 338-604 (88 amino acids)
Molecular function (GO): DNA-binding transcription factor activity
Source: RefSeq, a predicted model, not a curated record